Molecule: messenger RNA, 429 nt
Organism: Ceutorhynchus assimilis (cabbage seed weevil)
Lineage: Eukaryota; Metazoa; Arthropoda; Insecta; Coleoptera; Curculionidae
Source: the annotation of a GenBank genome assembly
AUGGUAUUUUUGGAUCCUAAAGCAGACCAACGUGAUGUAACUGGCAAAGCAGUCAAAAUCUUAGAUGAUCUUCAGUUUGUUAAAUUUUGUAAUAGCACAGCAACACAAAGUUUGAAUAAAAAAUUUGAAUUAGCAUGUUUACCACCUACGUCAGAUGCUGCAGCUCACCACAGUAUGAGGGUCUAUCUGCAAAUACAAGAUUGGUUGGGCAAUUCAUUACUUGCAACAACUUGGGGUUGGAAAAAGCAUGGCGAAUGUCUUUUGCCUGUAACAGCAGAUAAACCAGUGGCUCCCGAAUUUAUUCUUAAAAUGAUAUAUUGUAAUGACUGUUAUAAACCCUAUAGCUGCAGAAAAACAGGUCUGAAUUGCUCUAAUCUAUGUGUUCAAUGUCAGGGAACUCUCGCAGCAAUAUAUUCCAAUAGUAUGUAG